AUGGCAGCUAGGAACCCAGGGCCAAUAAUUCUGGACCCACCAGUGGGAUUCCCUCCGUUUAAAAACUGGGUAAACAGAGACCAUAUAUCAAGGAGGCUGUUCAGAGAGUCAGAAGUGAACACGAGAAUAUACAAGUACAUAUAUAAAAAUUUCGGCCUCAAGGGAAGCGUGCCAAUAGACAAUAAGGUGGGACUCUACAGAAUAAGGCUGCGCUGCAUAGGAGGAGGCUAUGGGCACGGAAUAUUCAGGUUCACGAGAAUGUCGAAGCUGGCCUUUUUGCAGGUGGCGAGGGAAGGCUGGCUGCGAAGGUACGGGUACAGGCCAGAUCUGUUCAGAUGA
Molecule: messenger RNA, 339 nt
Organism: Theileria orientalis strain Shintoku
Lineage: Eukaryota; Apicomplexa; Aconoidasida; Piroplasmida; Theileriidae
Product: mitochondrial ribosomal protein S14 precursor
Exons: 1
Coding region: 1-339 (112 amino acids)
Source: RefSeq, a predicted model, not a curated record